UGGUGCAUCGGGAUGCCAAAGCCGUCGGGGUCCAGCUGGAAGGGAGGCGGUGAUUGGUCGGGUUGUGCUUACAGCUGAGUCCGUCCGUUUCACGGUGCUGGAGGACGGAGGGGGGGCUACAGGGGAUCAUUUCCAUGGACCAUCUGUCUCGCUGGCUGCGCUCACAACAAAGAAGGACCCAGGAUGGUGUUAGUCCAUGUUGGAUAUCUGGUUCUCCCCGUCUUCGGCUCAGUUAGAAAUAGAGGAGCGCACUUCAGCAGGCAUCAGCACAGCCAUGCUACCUCCUGCCGACAUUUUCACCUGGGCGCUCCCCAGGCUCCCAUCUCAGCAGAAUUCCAUCUCGGACAUGCCGGCCAGCCCCCGCAGGCGGGCUUGGCCGCCCACCUGCCCCCUACGCACCACCCGACUCUCACUGCCCUGCCCGCACCCCCUCAGUUUCAGGACGUGCCAGGGCCUUCAUUCCUACCUCAGGCUUUACACCAGCAAUACCUCAUCCAGCAGCAGCUCAUUGAAGCGCAGCACCGCAGGAUCCUUCCCCACUCCUCCAGAAGAACCCAGGAGCGCAUUCCUCUGAAUUCUCAUCGGUUGCGUUCGGGUUAUGAGUACUCCCCUCCCAUCCACGUCCCUCAGCCAAUAACGCAGCAGCCACGGUACCUGGCUGAAGGCACCGACUGGGAUCUCAGUGUUGACGCUGGCCUCCCUCAUCAGUACCAACUCCAGCAGCUUCCGCAGCACUAUCAGCAUUACCUGGCCUCCCCUCGAAUGCACCACUUCCCCAGGAACACGUCAUCUGCCCAAGUGGUUGUUCAUGAAAUCAGAAAUUAUCCAUAUCCCCAGCUGCAUCUGUUAGCACUGCAAAGUCUGAAUCCCUCGAGGCACGCCACUGCUGUGCGAGAAAGUUACGAGGAGCUGCUGCAGCUCGAGGAUCGACUGGGAAGUGUCAGCAGAGGAGCUGUCCAAACAACCAUAGAGAGAUUCACCUUUCCACAUAAAUACAAGAAGAGAAAGCCUCUGCAGCUAAAGAUUGGGGAGGAGGAGGAGGAAACAGAUGUGGAUGAGAAGUGCACCAUCUGUUUGUCCAUGCUGGAAGAUGGAGAGGAUGUCAGGCGAUUGCCAUGCAUGCACCUCUUCCACCAGGGUUGCGUGGACCAGUGGUUGGCUACCAGCAGGAAGUGUCCAAUAUGCCGGGUUGACAUCGAAACACAGCUGAACCCCGACAGCUGAUGAGAUUUGACUCCUUGUGAUUCACUCAGUCUUGUGAGAUUCCUCUCUCUCUUCCAUCUCGGCUCAGCAGCCUUGCCCCGACCCCCAUGCCUCCUUCUCCACUUGGUGGGUGCUUUGCCAAAUGUCUCCAGACUUCACGCGACACGAAACACCCCCCCCUCUAAUUAAUGCUUUAUUGAGCCAAGCCAGGACUACACGAGAGGCCACGAAAGACUCUCUUUAUAUAGAAGCACAUCCUCUUGGGACGCAAACGACACUGGAACACAAAACCACACACUUUCUCAUGUACACAGGGUUUACUUGUAGCUUGCUGGUCGUGAGUGGGGUGUUGUUGCAGUUGUGGUGUUGUACUGUAGGUAGCCACGGGCUGUGUAGCAUGUCCUCAAAGCCAUGACUUUAUGUCUGCAGAGCGGUAAACACGUACCCCACCGAACUCUCUAUUUUCUCUAGUUUCUCUGUCUUUUUCUUACUCUGACAUAAACAUAAGCUUAACAGCUACUAACCGCUCUGAUGCCAUGUUUACCUAAAGAUCUCUGUGGUCGUAGUAGAGUAGCAGUAACCAAUAAGUGAUACUUGGUGGACUCUCGCCUUCUUGGGUCGAAGCACUAGCUAGCUGAGUGUUUUGAUUCCGUCAUACAGCUUUGACUUUUUGCAAUACAGUCGUACUUUUUGCUCUGGGCGGUGUCACUUGGUUGCCCUCUUGUGCAACCAGAACCCUGGUGACUGAGUGGUGUUGUGUCUAAAAUGUUAAAAAAUAGGCAGAAAGUGUUUUGGUUUUUUUUAGGAUUUUUAUUUUUUUUACCAAAAUGCAUUUUAUUAAGUUAGCUUGGGUCUGCACACAAGUUUUGUGUGUGUGCAGGCGUGUGUGUGUGUGUAACUAAACAAAUAUGUGUCAGUGGCAUGUUGAGUUUGCUUUAAGAGUUAAGAGGUUAAAUACUGCAGCCGCCAGAGCUCCUACAAGACACAAAACCAAAAAAAAAGAAAAAAAGGGAUGAAAUUACAAGUUCUUAUGCACUAGGCAUGGGGUGAUAUGAGAUUCUUAAGUUACCAUAACUUUCAGUAAAUACACCAGAAGGUCAAGGUUUACACAGUAAAUUGUUAUAAGAAUGUAAAAAAUUAAUUGUUUUAAGACAGAAAAUAAACAAUUAUUCCAAAUGCUUGUAAAAUAUUAGAACAUAUUGAAAAUCAGGCAUACUUUUAUGUUUGACAAUUGUUUUAGUUAUUUCACCUUUGAAGCACUGGGCUUCCUUUUGCUCAAUUUUACACACUUUUGGGCAUCUAAAUGAAAGGAUUGAAUGUUCAGCAGUUUUAAAACUGAAAAUAAAAAAAACCCUGGAUACCAGAGACUGGCCCAUGCCUCUCAUGCACUGCAGAUGUAGGUGGGAGGAUGUAGUUUUCCUUCUGCCUGCAUUUUUUUUUCACCUGAAAUUGACCCAAACGGCAAAACAAAGUGUACUGACAUGCAUGUUUCAUUGAGGUUUUUAACUGUCAGCUUUGGCAGUGUCACCUUAACUGGGAUGGGUGAAAAGAUUCCUGCGCAUGACUUAGUUAAUCUGAGCUCUGACUAUCUUCUCAACGCUAACAAAAAGAAAGAAAAAAAAAGGUCAGUCAGCGGCUGCUCCCCUGACUCGUAGCUUGUGUUCGUCCUGUCCCCCUUCGAUGACGACGGGACUCUCUUGAUGUUUACCUUAUUGCCUAUGAAGAGCAAGCACAUAUGAUAAUAGUUAUAGCAACAAGCUGUUUUCCUUGAACUUGCAUUAGAUGUAGAUCCAUGCAGUGUUUUAGAUGGGAGAGGAGCGUUUGGUUUGUUUUCUACAUCCUGAUCCCAUGUGUUUGUGUGACAGGCCUCCCUUUGUGGUUGCUUUGCUGGUUGCUACGCUGUACUCCUAGAACACAUAGGGCGUGAGGCGACGAAGGCAGCCUCGCUCUUGCAGUGCACACAGACACAAGACGACGCCACAGCAGGAAAAAACAAAAGAAAUCACUUCUUUUUUUUUUCUUCUUUCCUUCAGUCCAACAAAGCCAUGUUUUAAAGAUCACCUUCAGGACCCGCACCGUCCAAUGCACUGUGAUAGCAAAGGAUUAUUAGACCUUUCAGUUCCCGUCUUGUGCACUGCGAGUGUUGACACUGCCUCCUCCCAUGGUGGAGACAUCUGUGAUGAAGUUUUCAUAGUUUACACAGGGUGUUGUCAGCUGAAAUGCCUUAAGUAUUUAACAAUCAUAAUUUAUUACUAAUUGUAGAUAUUGUGGGGAUGUAUUUAAUUUCAUAGAGUUUUUUUUUUGAGAGUGAGAGAAAAAGAGAGAGAGAGCGACUGAAUCAUAAUUUAUUUAUUUAGAAAUAACGAAAAAAAAUGCUAUGAAAAAAACGAUUACCUCAUUUUUGCAUUGUUGGAAAUGGGAAUGCUUUGCAUGCAGUUGUACUUUUUGAACAUUUAAAGUAUAUUAAAAAAAAAAUAGAAAAAAAAUAGCCCUGCUGUUUGAUCUCCACAAGCUGGCUAUGCGAUGUUUACGGCCCCAGACUGAGCUACUGAGCCUGCUCUCUGUCUGUCUCCCAUGUGGUGCUGUGGAUCUUAGUUACAUUCCAUUCAAUGCAAUCUCUCUGAUCCCCCAUGCUGUGAUGUGGACAAACUGCAAUGAAGUGAAACAGUCUUUUAGUUUGUGUUCUGUUUUGCACUCACCUGUUUGAUAUACAUCGGAACCCUCUCACUGGCAAAAGCAAGCAAACAAAAAAAAAAAUCUUUUUGCUUAGACAAAUUAACUGGCUUUUAUUUUGUAUGCUCUCCUUCUUACAGCGCACUGUCUUAACGUCUUAUUCAAGCAUGUUCCUUUUUGGCCACUUUUGUAUUUGUCUUUGUCUUUGAUUCUAGCAAUCUUGGAUUCUGUUUCAAAAAAAACAAAAACAAAAAAAAACAAACUUCGAAGACAUAAGCAUAACAAGUGCCUCGCUUUAGGUGUACUGAGAUAUUUCCAUGACACUGAAACCACCAACAACAAUCAGUCCAUGAAGCCCCCUGCCUUAUUGGUUGCAUAAAUAAUUGAAGGAGUGGAGCUAAGACACUGAAAGCCAUUCUAAUUAAAGAGACGGUUCAGAUUUUGUUUUUUGGGGUUCUGUGGAGAGAUUCAGAGCAGAUCUUAACCCUAACCUUAGCUUAACUAGCACAUAAUGUUUUGCUUAAUGCUAACCUCUAUAGGUUAACACAAAUAUGAUGAGUAACUAUUUACUUAUUUAUUAAUUGUUCCACAAAUACCUUUCCUGCAGCCAGCUGCUUAGGAGACAUGCCACUCAUGGUUUGCUUACUGAACAGUAUUACCUUUUGAUGCGAUGAGUGACAGGAGGCAGCGCUCCUUUAUUUGGCACAUCAUGGUUGACUUUCACAACUUGGAAAGUUUUCAAAGACACAAAUUUGUUUUAGUUGUAAGUCGGGAAAUUUACACCAUCUGGCUGUAAAUAAGAGAGAAAAACUUAUUUAGGGACCUUUUCUAAUAUCUCAUUUGAAAGACUUUCUGAAACCUUGACACCUCAUAACUUCUCCAAAGAACGCCACUUCUUUUUGUAAAGGUUUUAUUGGCUCUAGUGGCCUUUAUUUGAUAGUUAAUUGACAGGAAAGUGGGUAAUGAGAGAAGGGGAAGACCUGCGGCAAAGGUCGCCAGGCAGGGAAUCAAACCUGCGACAGCCCCAUUGAGGACUAAGGCCUCCUUUUGUGGGUUGUGCUUAACCCCUGCGCCACCACAGCACAUCCAAGAACUCCACUUCUAAUAAAAAUAUCAAAACUCUCUUUAAAAUUUUUUGAGCAAACUGUUAUAAAGGCAGACUUUUACAGCAUUACUUUUAAAAUGUAUUUGGACUAAGAAGAGGCAUGUCUCACUGUUGGGUUUUCUAAAGGCCACAGUUUUGUUUUUUUUAAAAUUUAUUUUCCCUUCCUGUAUGUUUUCAUUGCUCUUGUUCCUUUUCACUUUCCGUCCCUCUUUUGCUCAAUCUGCUCCCUUCCUUCUCACAGUCUAAGCAAACAGACAUGGAUUACAAAGCACAACUUUUUUCUAAAAAUGCAUGUUUUCUCAGGUGCCAGUACAGUCGCGAUGAUUUAAUAGUACAUUGUGAAACUAUAUACAAAGAAUACAAAGAAGAAAAAAAAAUUUAAUUUCAAAUUUUUAAUUUCAUUUCAUUUUUUUUUCUUUUCUUUUUUUUCGUUGCUUGAUUCUGAAGAACAAACGCAAAGAGAAAAUAAGCCAAAAUGUGCCAGUGAAAGGGCUGCCGCCAUCCUCGUGUGAAGAUCUGCUAUCUAGCUGUGACUGCGCAGUGUUUGGGAUAUUUUAUCUGAAAAUAGAAGUAUUUAUCAUUAAUAUUAAAGCAAUAGCGCAUUAACAGUAAUGAGUGUGCUGAUGAAGAAACGAGUGAGAAUAUUAGAGGUAAAUGUUAGAUUCACAUGUGGUGGGAUUUUGUACUUAAUUUAUUAUUACUAAUAAUAAUGACAUAAUGAUUUCAAGGUUUGCAUUGCUAAGCCCAAACUCUCUUACUUUCUUUUUUAAAAUUGUUUUAAUUUCAUUCAUGGCUUGUAUAUUAUCCUUUUUUAUGUGCUCUUUUUGUAAUAAACUGGAUUAAACUGAAA
This is a messenger RNA of Xiphophorus hellerii (green swordtail), 5831 nucleotides long. RefSeq names its product arkadia (RNF111) C-terminal like ring finger ubiquitin ligase 2Ca (gene ark2ca). Gene Ontology annotation, molecular function: zinc ion binding; ubiquitin protein ligase activity. The record is from RefSeq and is a predicted model, not a curated record. Lineage: Eukaryota; Metazoa; Chordata; Actinopteri; Cyprinodontiformes; Poeciliidae. Gene Ontology annotation, cellular component: nucleus. The transcript is spliced from 8 exons. The coding region runs from base 184 to 1224 and encodes 346 amino acids.